Molecule: messenger RNA, 4341 nt
Organism: Gasterosteus aculeatus aculeatus (three-spined stickleback)
Lineage: Eukaryota; Metazoa; Chordata; Actinopteri; Perciformes; Gasterosteidae
Gene: kif6
Product: kinesin family member 6
Biological process (GO): microtubule-based movement
Molecular function (GO): microtubule motor activity; microtubule binding; ATP binding
Source: RefSeq, a predicted model, not a curated record
UUGUUUCACACCAAUGGAUCAUCUUCAGAAACGUAGACGAUCUUUGUCAGCCGCAGUGGACCGCCGUCGCCUAGCAACGAGAGGAGGCGCAGCGCCGUCGUUAGCCUGCGAGCUAACCAGCAACUUGUAACCAAAAGUUGAACACUUUCCUUUUUUUCAAGGGGGGGAAAUGGUGAAACAAACGAUACAGAUAUUUAGCCGCAUUAAACCCUCUAAGAAAACUACAGCGGUUUACUCUGUGGACAACGAUGAGCCGACGGGGGCUUUUUUGGAGUUUCUGGUGCCCAGGGACCAAGCUGAGGGCUUCGUUAACAACAAGAGGGAGUGCUACAAGUUCAGGUUCCUAAAGGUUUUCGAUCAAGCCGUGAAACAAGAAGAGAUAUUUACACACAUUGCCAAACCAGUGGCAGACAGUGUGUUGGCUGGUUACAAUGGCACCAUAUUUGCCUAUGGCCAGACAGGCAGUGGGAAGACCUUUACCAUCACAGGAGGGGCCGAGCGCUACAGUGAUCGCGGCAUUAUUCCCCGCACCCUCUCCUACCUGUUCCAACGCUUCUCCCAGGACAGCAGUAUGAUUUACACCACACAUAUUUCCUACUUGGAGAUCUACAAUGAGAUGGGAUAUGACCUUCUGGAUUCCCGACAUGAAGCAUCUCGACUGGAGGACCUACCAAAGGUAUUGAUCAUGGAAGAUCCCGACCAGAACAUCCAUCUGAGAAAUCUGUCCCUGCAGCAGUCAGCCAAUGAGGAGGAGGCUCUGAACCUGCUCUUCCUGGGUGACACCAAUCGCAUGAUUGCAGAGACUCCGAUGAACCAGGCCUCCACGCGCUCCCAUUGUAUUUUCACUGUGCACGUGUGCAGACGUGAGCCGGGCUCGGCCACCCUGCGGCGCUCCAAGCUCCACCUGGUGGACCUGGCCGGAUCGGAUAGAGUUAGCAAGACUGGCUUGACCGGGCAGUUGCUCACUGAAGCAAAGUACAUCAACCUCUCCCUCCACUACUUGGAGCAGGUGAUCAUUGCUUUGUCCGAGAAGAGCCGCUCCCAUAUCCCCUACAGGAACUCCAUGUUGACUUCUGUGCUGAGGGACAGCCUCGGGGGCAACUGCAUGACCACCAUGAUUGCCACCAUAGCAGUGGACAAGAGGAACCUUGAUGAGUCCAUCUCCACAUGCCGCUUUGCUCAGCGUGUGGCUCUCAUCAAGAAUGAGGCGAUGCUGAAUGAAGAACUGGAUCCUGCCCUGCUGAUAGCCCGUUUGAAGAGGGAGAUCCAGUCUCUGAAGGAAGAGCUGGCCAUGUUGACAGGAGAACAGAGAGAUGAGCAGCUCACUGGGGAGGAGAUCCAGAGGUUGGAAGUGCUCGUCAAGGCCUUCCUCGAGGACCCUGAUCCCGACGUCACCCUUUCUAUGGGACCGGACAUGAGAAAAAUCCAGCACUGUUUCUCCCUGCUGAAGAUAAUGAUCAUGGGCAAGCAAAGUGCCGGAAAUAGACACAGUGAUGGGGAAGCAUCGCCAGGCAACACAGUGGCAGUGAUUCAAAACAGCCCCUGCUCUGCAGCAGAAAUGACCAAACUAAAGGAGAUGAUGACGCAACGUGAUAAUGAGAUCAGUAUCCUAGUGAAGAUGCUCAAGAGGGAGAAAAAAAGGUUCCAGGACACUGGUGAUCAGCUCGCUAACACUCCCAAUGGCCAGAGCCCAGCUUCCCAGAGUGCCUUGAGGCCGGCAGCAGGGCCGCCGUCUAGGGAAGGAAGCCUGGACAGUAUCCCAGCCAACCAUGGAGGACAAGCUAUACAGAUGAAGAAAAGAGAUCCACAGCUGUCUAUGGGAAAGCAAGAGGCCUUUGAGACCUUCAUGAGGGACCAUGAGGACCGUGUGACCGUUGAGCACAACAGGGAGCUUCUCAAGCAGAGGUCGGCUGAGGCCAGAAGAAUUGGGGAAAAACUGAGCGAGGCCAAAAACCGAAUAAAUGAGCUGAAGAAGCAGUUAGCGUUGCAGAGGAGGCAGAGAGCAGCUCUUAGUGUCACAGAGAAUUGCCCAGAGGUCGAGGCGGAGGUCGACCCGGUGGAAGAAAACCUGUGCAAACACAUCGAGCAAGAAAAGAAGUUCUACAAGAGCUCCAUCGGCGUUCUAAAAGCGCUGCGGACAGAGAUUGAGCACCUGCAGCUGUUGUUGGAGAGAGCGAAGGUCAAGCUCCAGAGAGACUUCCAUAAGUGGUGGGGCCUGGAGGCUUCAAGCGUGCAGGAGUCGGAGGCCACGGCCGGAGGUCCCGCGGGGUCCCCACAUAGAACCUUGCAGCCGCCUUUGCCCAGCCCUCCAGCGCUUUGUUCUGAGAGGGAGUCUCGAGCCGACCCAGAACCCAAGCCAGUCUUUUCCACCGCUGUUGGAGACCUCAGAAGGUUCGCCCCAAAAAGGGUUCCUCUCGCUGCGGCCGUCGAAGCAGGACCUGAAGAGACCCCGGGCCAAAGGAGGACUGACCCCCCUUCUUCUGAGUGGAGGGCCCUGUCCACCACCAAGCUCUCCUCCUCCAUUCCACUGACCGGAGACCAGCAGACUGAUGCGGACAUCCUGGCCUUCGUCCAAGCCAGGCAAAACCUCCUGAACAGGACAGGCCAACUUCAGUAAUAAGGUGAAGUUAUCGUCACCUGACUCCUCGUACCACGUCCACAUGAGCCUUAAAGAUGUCUAAAUGACACCACGGAGAAAAUCCAGAUGUGUGAAGAAACAAUCUCAUCUGUGAGCUGGCUUUCACCUGAAAAGCUCUCAACUCAAGCUUACACCCUGUCUGACUUUAUUUGCAUACACACACUUGUUGGCUUCCCGGAGAGUAUGCCAUUGACAUAAUGGGCAGCAGUAUAAAUGACAGCCCACGCCGGCCAUCUGACCUGAACAAAUGUUGUCUCAAGAUAUCAGAGGAAGGAGCGGGCAACUGGAAACCAGUUGGCUCCAGUACGUGUUUGAAGAGAGUCAUUUAGGAGUCACAAACACACAGCAUCACUCCCUUAAAACAUCCUUUCUUCUGUCCAGCCAUGUGGAUGUUCUGAUUGAUCGAUCCAUUAUCGUGUAGCUGUUAACUCAUUUGUAAUCUGGUCCUUAUAAAUAUACCCAUCUUUGCUUACUGCUAUUAAGGGAGGUGGGGAUGUGGAAACUUUCCCAGCAUGCACAGGGCAGAAGGCGGGGAAACACCCUAAAAAAGCAUCUGUACACGGCUUCCAUAAGCAGAAUUUGAAAUUCAAAUAAUGUUGACAACAUGUAUUUGCAUUGAGUAUGUCUGUCAUAUUGUGAGGUGAAAUGAUUGUUAUAUUCUAUUCUGGUAACAUGUUAUUUCAUAGUUCAGUGCAGACAAUGAGCAGUCAAAGUUACAUUAAAUCAAAUAUUAGCAUUAGGUCUGACCAUUUUCCAGUUUAGAUUUUUACCGGCCUUAACGAACCAACACGCAUGUUUCAUAUGUGUUAGUCCAUGUCACUACAUGACUGCAAUCGCCAUCCAAUAGGUUUCGUCAGCCCGGCCCGGUGCUCCUGACAUUCACCUAACAUGGCCCAUCCCGUGUGGUCAGACACACCUGUGACCGAAGACUACCUGUGAAGAUUGGAGGCAACAUGUUUGCAUGGCUUUGCCUUCGUUUGUUUGAGUCAUGACAAGGAGCUGCCUAAUUUGCGUCCAGUUGCCUGGGACGAGGAGCCGUCUUUAAUUAGAUCAUCUGUUAUUUCUGUGACUAAUAGACUGUGAUUUGAACUUUUGGCUGAUGUUUGCCAACUUUCUUUGCAUUCAUUUUUUUGUCUUUGUUUAGCAUAUUUUAGAAAUUGCAUGGUAUCUGUUUCCCAGCGCACAUCAAACUAUAAGUGUGAACUAUAAUGCUGCCAGGAAAAGGAAACAGCCCUCGUUUUCUGAUUAGACUCAUUAUAUCAGUGAUGCUGAGCGCUGGGGUUUGUCCUGACCAGGGAGGUAGAGGUUUCUAACUCAGGGAACCCUGGAGUGCACUAGUCUGCUAUAUCUUCCACUUCCUAAUUCGUGCUCUGAUGAGCGGUACAUUUAUGUAAUUCAGUGACCUGUAUCACCAUUUUCUAAGCUACUGUAUCUGCUUUUCCAUGGAGACAGGCCUCUAGUUGGCUUUCGCAGCAACUCAAAAGCUGCCAGAAACAAAACGCUGGCGGCAGGUUCCACGGCGAGUUGGUGGCCACAGGCAGCGCCGGGUCUCCGCAGGGUCAGAGUGGCAACGGAAGGUCACCCAGCAGGGUGUCGGGCCGGGUCAGGAUCAGACUUCCGACACUGCACUUGCAGUGGUUGAAUUUGAGUUGUGACUUGUCUCCACAGAAGUUGUUUCUAUAAAUAAAACAUUCUCAGCGAGA